This is a messenger RNA of Ceratotherium simum simum (southern white rhinoceros), 5248 nucleotides long. RefSeq names its product MIB E3 ubiquitin protein ligase 1 (gene MIB1). Lineage: Eukaryota; Metazoa; Chordata; Mammalia; Perissodactyla; Rhinocerotidae. Gene Ontology annotation, molecular function: protein binding; zinc ion binding; ubiquitin-protein transferase activity. The record is from RefSeq and is a predicted model, not a curated record. Gene Ontology annotation, biological process: protein ubiquitination; Notch signaling pathway; endocytosis. Gene Ontology annotation, cellular component: cytoplasm.
AUGAGUAACUCCCGGAAUAACCGGGUGAUGGUGGAAGGGGUCGGGGCCCGGGUAGUGCGCGGCCCAGACUGGAAGUGGGGGAAGCAGGACGGCGGCGAGGGCCAUGUGGGCACGGUCCGGAGCUUCGAGAGCCCCGAGGAGGUGGUGGUGGUGUGGGACAACGGCACCGCCGCCAACUACCGCUGCUCCGGGGCCUACGACCUGCGCAUCCUGGACAGCGCGCCCACGGGCAUCAAGCAUGAUGGAACCAUGUGUGAUACCUGCCGCCAGCAACCGAUCAUUGGCAUUCGAUGGAAAUGUGCAGAGUGUACAAAUUAUGAUUUGUGUACAGUUUGUUAUCAUGGAGAUAAACAUCAUUUAAGGCAUCGCUUUUAUAGAAUUACUACACCAGGAAGUGAGCGGGUUCUGUUGGAGUCUCGUAGAAAAUCUAAGAAGAUUACAGCCAGAGGGAUCUUUGCAGGUGCCAGAGUGGUACGAGGAGUGGACUGGCAGUGGGAAGAUCAGGAUGGAGGAAAUGGCCGUAGAGGAAAGGUAACAGAAAUCCAGGACUGGAGUGCAUCGAGCCCACACAGUGCAGCGUAUGUUCUCUGGGAUAAUGGUGCUAAGAACCUGUACAGAGUUGGCUUUGAAGGCAUGUCUGAUCUGAAGUGUGUCCAGGAUGCCAAAGGAGGUUCUUUCUACAGAGAUCACUGCCCUGUGCUAGGUGAGCAGAAUGGCAACAGGAAUCCUGGUGGAUUGCAAAUUGGUGACCUGGUAAAUAUAGAUCUUGACCUAGAAAUUGUACAGUCUUUGCAGCAUGGUCAUGGAGGAUGGACUGAUGGCAUGUUUGAGACUUUAACUACAACUGGAAAUGUUUGUGGCAUUGAUGAAGACCAUGACAUUGUAGUACAAUAUCCAAGUGGCAAUAGGUGGACCUUCAAUCCUGCUGUUCUCACUAAAGCAAACAUUGUACGAAGUGGGGAUGCUGCUCAGGGUGCAGAAGGAGGCACCUCACAGUUUCAAGUGGGUGAUCUUGUGCAAGUUUGUUAUGAUCUGGAAAGAAUUAAACUUCUACAAAGAGGACAUGGAGAAUGGGCUGAAGCUAUGCUCCCAACUUUAGGUAAAGUUGGCCGAGUACAACAGAUUUAUUCAGACAGUGAUUUAAAGGUGGAAGUUUGUGGAACAUCUUGGACGUAUAAUCCAGCAGCAGUUUCCAAGGUGGCAUCUGCAGGAUCAGCCAUUAGCAAUGCAUCUGGUGAAAGACUCUCCCAACUCUUGAAGAAAUUAUUUGAAACCCAAGAAUCUGGUGACCUCAAUGAAGAAUUAGUUAAGGCUGCUGCCAAUGGAGAUGUUGCUAAAGUGGAAGAUUUGCUAAAAAGACCAGAUGUGGAUGUAAAUGGACAGUGUGCUGGCCACACAGCUAUGCAAGCUGCUAGUCAGAAUGGGCAUGUUGACAUUUUGAAGUUACUUUUGAAGCAAAAUGUGGAUGUAGAAGCAGAGGAUAAAGAUGGAGAUAGAGCUGUUCAUCACGCAGCUUUUGGAGACGAAGGUGCUGUUAUAGAAGUACUACACCGAGGCAGCGCUGAUUUGAAUGCUCGCAACAAGCGCCGACAGACACCACUUCAUAUUGCUGUCAAUAAAGGUCAUCUUCAAGUUGUGAAGACGUUAUUGGACUUUGGCUGUCAUCCCAGUCUUCAGGAUUCUGAAGGUGAUACCCCUCUUCAUGAUGCAAUAAGUAAGAAACGUGAUGACAUCCUGGCAGUUCUUCUGGAAGCUGGAGCAGAUGUUACCAUUACAAACAAUAAUGGAUUUAAUGCUCUACACCAUGCUGCACUAAGAGGAAAUCCCAGUGCAAUGCGUGUUUUACUAUCUAAAUUACCAAGACCAUGGAUUGUGGAUGAGAAGAAAGAUGAUGGUUAUACUGCCUUGCAUCUGGCUGCCCUUAAUAAUCAUGUUGAAGUGGCUGAACUGUUGGUACAUCAGGGUAAUGCAAACCUGGAUAUCCAGAAUGUGAACCAGCAGACUGCCCUACACCUUGCUGUGGAACGACAACACACCCAGAUCGUGAGGCUUUUGGUCCGUGCAGGUGCCAAAUUAGAUAUUCAGGAUAAGGAUGGGGAUACUCCUUUGCACGAAGCUCUGAGGCAUCACACCUUGUCUCAGCUACGUCAGCUCCAAGAUAUGCAAGAUGUGGGGAAGGUUGAUGCUGCCUGGGAGCCAUCCAAAAACACAUUAAUAAUGGGACUUGGUACCCAGGGGGCAGAGAAGAAGAGUGCAGCAUCUAUUGCGUGUUUCUUGGCUGCUAAUGGUGCUGACCUUAGCAUUCGAAAUAAGAAAGGUCAAUCGCCGCUUGAUCUCUGUCCUGAUCCAAGUCUCUGCAAAGCACUGGCAAAGUGUCAUAAAGAAAAAGUCAGUGGCCAAGUGGGUUCUCGAAGUCCUUCUAUGAUUAGUAAUGAUUCUGAAACCUUAGAAGAGUGUAUGGUGUGUUCAGAUAUGAAGAGAGAUACUCUUUUUGGCCCAUGUGGACAUAUUGCUACCUGUUCUUUAUGUUCUCCACGAGUCAAGAAAUGCCUCAUCUGUAAAGAACAAGUUCAAUCCAGGACAAAGAUUGAAGAAUGUGUGGUAUGCUCUGACAAGAAAGCAGCUGUUCUUUUUCAACCAUGCGGACACAUGUGUGCUUGUGAGAACUGUGCUAACCUGAUGAAAAAGUGUGUGCAGUGUCGGGCAGUAGUUGAACGGAGAGUGCCGUUCAUUAUGUGCUGUGGAGGGAAAAGUUCAGAAGAUGCCACUGAUGAUAUCUCAAGUGGAAAUAUUCCAGUGUUACAGAAGGACAAGGAUAAUACCAAUGUCAACGCAGAUGUGCAAAAGUUGCAGCAGCAGUUACAGGACAUUAAAGAGCAGACAAUGUGCCCUGUGUGUUUGGAUCGUCUGAAGAAUAUGAUAUUCCUCUGUGGCCAUGGAACAUGCCAGCUUUGCGGAGACCGAAUGAGUGAAUGUCCUAUUUGUCGCAAGGCUAUUGAACGAAGGAUUCUUUUGUAUUAACUAAGAAACUCAGUGUGUUUUGUUAGCUAACGUAUUUGCUCGUGAGAUCUUAGUGAGCUUUUAAGCUAGUCGGAGGUUCUAAUGAAUUAAUUUUUAAUAUCAUAGUUUCUUUACUAGAGUGUAAUUAGACUAUAAAUGUACCAGAAUUGAAAAACUCUACAAAACAGUGUUUGAAGCUGUGGGUUUUUUUUUUUUUUCUUCUUGUUUAAUGCGAGACAUCAAAUCUCUGUAAUUCAUAGGUAGUUUACUUUUGGCUUCUAAGAGGGAAAAAUCCUUUAAGGAUCUCCUGUUAUUUUUGUUUUUAUUGCAUUUUCUCUUAUAGUUGAUAAAUUUGUUAGACCUCAAAAGAUACACUUCCUUAUGAUCAGCUAUCCUUCAGUUUAUCAUGAUUUUACAGUGAGUUGACACAGGUACUCAGAAAAGUCAUGCUUCAAAUGAAAGGGGCAGCUCAAACCAUUAUGUCACAUAUAUUAAAUAAUAAAAUUAUAGUACAAGUUCUACAUCAUUAAGGAAUAUUAAAAAGAGGAUUCCCUUUUUAAGAUAACAUCAAGUUAUUUAAAUGAUUGUUUCUGAAUUCUUAGGGUAAAUGGAAGCAUAGAAUGACUUUCCAUUUACCUUAUUUUCUAGAUUUAAAAGGAAAAUUGUUUAACUUGAAUCAAAUUGCCAGUUUCAAAAUAACUGGUAGACAUGAAAAGGAAAAAUAAGCAAUCAGUGGGGAACUGAAGAGGGGGAAAGUAUCCAAGAAAAGAGUACCUAUUAACUGACCAUUAACAGUUGCCUUUCUAAUAUUAAUUUAUACACUGUUUUGUUCGGCUGGCCUUUAAGAAAAUGUCUGUGAAAGUGUACCUCAGUUUUCCCUGUGGUUACUUAUCCAGGCUUGAUCUGACCAGUAAAAUGAUAUUGCCCUAUUUGGGCCUCUGAGGUUCCAUUUAGCUUUUCUGGUGUACUGAAGAGUACCCCCGUGAUCUGAGAAGGAUAACGCAUUGUCCAAAGGCAGCCGUCCUUUCUUCUCCAUAUCUGUUAAUUCUGACAGUGUUACUGAUUCUACCUUCAUCAUAGGCCUUGCUUCCAUUCUCUCUCAAAUGGUAAGGCUUACUGUAAAGAAAAGAAUCUCUCUUUAUACCUACGGAUGACGAUAUUAUUUAAAGUGCCAGCAAUAUCUAAAACAUAGUAAAUAACCUAAUAAUAAAUGCUUACUUUAGAAAGAGUGACCAGGACAUAUACAGAAAUAUGUCUGGUUACCUGUAGAUUUUUUUUUUUUUAACUCACUCUUUGACUCUAGAGCAUCUAAUCAUUUUCUCUCCUUUGAAUGAAUAAUCUUACAAUGUCUAGGAUGAAUAUACACAUAAAUAAGUGUUUUGGGGUUCAUUGCUGCUAGAUUAUAAAAAUAUCAGCUGUUUACAAUAGUGUCUACUAUACUGUGUAUAAGCUUACUCCUAAGGAUAGUUAUCUUUUUUGUAGUUUUUUCCCCCUUUGAAUCUGGUUCUUAUUUCAGUUUUUCUGCUACAACAACUAAAUUUGAAAGUACAAAGUCUCUAGCUCUCAUAACCUCAUAUUUCUGGCUAUUUAGUGGCUGCUGCCUUUGCAAGUCCUGGUGAAAACAGUCGUGAGCUUUGCUGGCUGAUUUGUAGUCUCUAAUUCCAUGUCUGUGUUCAGCUGAGUAACGUCAUUUAGAACAGUACAAUUUUUACAACUUUUAAAUUUGAAAAUUUAUAUUGACUCUACCAGUUAUCUGAUAAAGGGCCACUGAGGCCAUUUUUUAAGCCAUAUUUUGAAGUUGUAAAAAGAUGGAAUAUCUGACGAAUGAUGUUCACAGAAAGAGACAAACAGGCUAUUUUCUUUCAGAUUUGAUAACAGCGUAAGUCAGGAUUUUCCUUUUCUUCCAUGCCAUAGGCCACCCAUCUCUUUUCCACUAGAUCACCUGGUAAGGAGGGAGCACCUGGCUGACUCCUGCAUAGUCUGGCCAACCAGAGAAUUGUAUGGUCUAGAGCUCUACUUUACUUAAAUCCUUUUUGUCUUCUGAGCUGUAGUGCUAAAACUUAUAUCCCUAAAAGGCAAUUUUACCUUCCAGACUAGUCUGUUUCCUCCAUAUUAAAAAUAUAAUAAUUUAUGAACUAUUACAAAAGUCAUAAAGCCACUAUAAUUAUAGUGCUAUGUACUUGUGGAUUUUCUGUAUUUGUACCACUUUGAAAUUUGUUUAAUGAAUAAAAAAUGUUUCUCUAUUGAU